Molecule: messenger RNA, 843 nt
Organism: Aspergillus ochraceoroseus IBT 24754
Lineage: Eukaryota; Fungi; Ascomycota; Eurotiomycetes; Eurotiales; Aspergillaceae
Product: putative EF-hand calcium-binding domain protein
Exons: 2
Coding region: 1-843 (280 amino acids)
Cellular component (GO): nucleus; cytoplasm
Source: RefSeq, a predicted model, not a curated record
AUGAAAGUCCUCUGUCUGCACGGAAGAGGAACAAGCGGGGCGAUUUUCAGAUCGCAGCUGUCUUCAAUCCGCUCCCGGCUCAGUGACCUUAAUCUCGAAUUCGACUAUGUCGACGGCCAAUACCCCUGUGGCCCUGCCCCCGGAAUCGACCUCUUCUACCCCCCACCUUACUACUCAUACACCGAAGACAACACCCUCGAAGCCGUAUACCGCGUGCGCAGCUGGCUGACCGACCUAAUUGCCGAGCGUGGACCCUACGAUCUCGUCCUGACAUUCUCCCAGGGCUGCGCCGUCGCAGCAGGAAUGCUCCUUCUCCACGAAUCCGAAGCCAAACCCAGCCCCCAAAGCCCGCAACAUAACGGGCCCCCGGAAGAAGAAGCAAAAGACCCCGCUCCACCGGCUCCACCAUUCAAAGCCGCCGUCUUCAUCUGCGGCGGCGCCUCAAUCCCGAUUCUCGAACACAUCGGCUACCACAUCGCCCCCGCAAUGCGAGACCGCGACGCCGAGUCCCGCGUCACAUUAUCCAAAAUGGCCGAUUCCUCCGCAAUCCUAUCCCAGGGCUCGUCGCGCUGGGUGGGGCUCGAUGUCCCCGAAUUCCAGGAGGAAGAUGUACGCAAGGAGCUUGUCGGGGACGUCAAGAUCUCGAUUCCUACAGUGCACGUGUAUGGCUCGCGCGAUCCACGGUACGUGGCUGGGAUUCAACUCUCGGAGGCGUGCACGGCGAGUAAAAGAAAGGUGUAUAACCAUGGCGGCGGCCAUGAGAUUCCGAGGUUUGAAGCCGUGAGCCGCACAAUAGCGGACUUGGUUCGGUGGGCAUUAAAGGCUGGGGGGGCGGAUUUUUAA